Cajanus cajan (pigeon pea) is the source of this 731-nucleotide messenger RNA. RefSeq lists its product as uncharacterized. Lineage: Eukaryota; Viridiplantae; Streptophyta; Magnoliopsida; Fabales; Fabaceae. The record is from RefSeq and is a predicted model, not a curated record.
UCCCAAUUUGGCAUCCUAAGCUAUACGUGAAAAUAAGCUAUUUAUAGAUAAGAUUGUAGAGAAGGGCUUAAGGGUAUAAGGGUGCAGCGCGAGAGAGUGGAGAGUGGAGAGUGAAGAGUGAAGAAUAAGAAUGAGAAUAGAGAGAGAGGAGCAGAAGAGCAUAGAAAAUGAGAGAUCCCCACUUCACAGCUCAGCUUCAGUUCCAUUUCGUUGGGAAGAAGAGCCAGGAAAGCCAUGGCCAUGCAGUGCCCUCAUUUCCUUCUCCAACGUUAACCCCCCUAAGUCCUUGGAACUCCCUCCCAGGUUGCUCUUCAAAAUGACUUCCAACUGCUACGCCUCUCAAACCAAACCACCAGGGGCUGCCUCCUUUGCUUCUUGGACCAAAAACAUCUUCAAACUCAACAAAAGACACAUCAACCCUUCUUCCACCCUCUACCAUACCAACACUCCCUUCUGCUUCUGGACGAGUAUUUGUGAUGGCUUCAAGCAGGUGGUUCCUUGGAAGAGUAAAAAACUGAAGCAAGAUGGGAGUGGCAUUAGCCUCUAAUUUUAUUUUUCUGGGCACCGUCGUCUGGUGAAAAAUAAAUUAUUAUCGCCAAGCUAUCUGUACCAUGUUUACUUUGUGACAUCCUAAUUUAUCCCGUGAAAGUUGUACAUGAUAUGUAGUUCAUGUUCAUGCAUUGCUUACUGCUUAAUUAAUUGAAGUUGACAUGAUGUUAUUGUUACAGUCA